UGCAACGAGAAGAUUAGUCAUUGCUGUCAGCCACGAUUAAAAACUAAUCUUUCAUGGCUAACAACCACACUACAAAAAUGAACGGCAGGAUCGUUUCCAUACGUGUGGGGCCCCCACGUACGACGAACAUCUGACCGUUGAUUCUAAGCAUGAAAAUACAUUUCCUUCCACCUUCCCCUUCUUCAGUAUCUCAUUUUCUUCUUCUUCUAACUGUAUUUUCCAUCGCAUUUCUUUCAUUUCCCUCAUCAAUGGUUCCCAGCUUCACCAUCUUCGCUCCUCUGCAUCACUGUAUUUUGAAGGUUUUGACCGGUUUUUGAGUUGACUGCUGUGAGUGUGUGUGGUCAAAAUAGUGGUGUGUUCUUGUGCUGGAGAAAGUAGAUCAUUGACCAUGAUGCCUGAUGAUGUUGCUGCAUGUCAUGAUGGUGAGAGGGUGGAUGCUCCAGCAAUGCAUGGGUCCAAAUCGGCAUGGAUGUCUCACUGGGCGAACACGAGUUGUAAAUCAGCAACCCCUGCUCGCAGUCAUUUGACUUUGAGGGUUGGUUGUAAGCUUAAAGAAGUCAAAGAACACAGUGAUGCUGAGAAGCAUGGUGAAAUCCUCGGGUCAGAAGUUGCGGUUGAUAGUUCUAUGCAUGCUGGAGACGUUGGAGAAGCAUCUGGGGCCACAAGGGUUAGCUUAAACAAUGGGGCGAAUACCGGAAAGUCAAAGAAAACAAACUUUGAUUCCAAAUCAUAUCCUAUUUUUAACUUUCCCAGGAAGAUAGAUCGAGGAUUGUCCACGCAGGGGGAACAGAAUGGUGUUCGUCACGCAGAUGAUGGAAAAUGUGAAGCUGAAGCCUGCUCUGAAGAUGCAAAUGUUUCUCUCAAUGGAGCUCGGAGUCACUUGCCAUCAACAUCUGCACACGCUUCUCCUAAUACAGAAACUUUAGUGAGAGAGUGUCAAGUAUUGUCUCAGGAAGUCUUACCGCCUGCUCUGCCUCUGCUGAAGAAAUCUCCAUAUGCUGUUGAACCAAAGGACCUAGCUGCCUCAACAUUAUUAUGGGAUGGCUUUGUAAAAUCAGCUUCUGAAUUGGUACCAAAUAGACGUGACAAAGGAAAAAUGUUGAUGCCCCAAUUUACGCGUGGACCAUAUGAAGUAUAUCAAUCGAGCUACAACUUAGCAUCUGAAGAGCAUUUCACUAGCACGAAAUAUCACAGCUAUUCUUCUCUUUUUAUUCAUGAGAAGAAAAUAAGUAGCCUGGUAGAACCCCAUCGAUCUUCGUUUACGAGAUUGAUGCAUGAUGGUAUUGCUCAUUUCCCCCAUGAUCCCAUAGCUGGUAGUGAUGAUGGGUUAUAUUUUGUUCGUGGUCAGCGCCGUAAGACUCAAAAUUAUACUGCAAAUCCAAACAUUGCAGACCAGACUGCAUUCUUUGAGUCAACUAAACCACAGAAAUUUUGUGAUGUAACCACCUCUUUGGUACCGCAAGUUCCGUGUGCUGUUCAUGACGUGGAGACUAUGAAGAUAUACACUGGUAUUGAUUCAGUAGAAGAAUCGUCAAGAGGUCAUCCCAAACUUUCCCAGACAACUCACCAUCUUCUGAUGUCCAAAAAAACUGAUGUUAAUCUACCUGACAGAGGUCAGUUCUUUAGAGAUUCAGCAGCUCCUACCAAAUUCAGAGGAAACACUUUCAAUAGGAUCAUUGAUCUCUCUUCACCCAUGAGCAACCAUGCUCGGGAAGGUCUUAAGCUGGAAACUCAAGGGAGCUCCAGAAAGACUGAAGGAAAGGAAAAUGUCCAAGAUUUCAAAUGUCCGACAAACUUGAAGAAUGAAUCAUCUGCUGAGACAGACACUAUGGACAUCAGUGCUUUACAUGAGACUCUUCCUGGUGAUGUUCCAUUGCAAAUAAAUAAGUGCUUCAAGGAUAGUCAAAACUUGCUCACGUCUCAAGUUGCAGAAACUUCAGCCAGAGUGAAAACCAUAGCAAAAUCAGCGAAUACAGCAAUGCUGGAUAUGAACAAAGAGCCUCAUGAGCUUCUCACUCAUGCAAGUCCAGUGGUUGACAGGGAGACUAGCACAUCAAGAACCCACAGCCUUGAUGUGGAACAACUUCUUUCUCAUGCGGAUGAAAAUGCGAAGACAAAAUCUGGCAGUAGUUCUUUGGGGCCAGAUCCAAGUAGCAGAUGGGUUAAACGACUCAAGUUAUGCACAUUGGGGUCUGCUCAUGGUACCAAGAGCGAACAAAUUGGAGAAACUUCUUCAAAUGAAAAAGUCAAAAAUACAUUCAGCAAAACUAGUUUGGAAACCAAAGUGGUAUGUCCUGCUGAAGGACAGACGGUACCAGAUCUACCUGCAACAGCAUUAACAAAUGGCAAUCCAUCUUUUACUGAAGCGAAGAAAACUGUAGAUAUUACACUUUCACAUCCCUGGAUUCAGAGAUGGAGUCACAGUCGAGCUGCGUGUUCCCAAAAGAGUCAUGAAUUAGUGGAGUUUCGGGAACCAAAGUCUUCAAACACUACUAUAGAAGAGUUUCAAAAGAAGCAGUUUCCAAGCAUUGCUGCUAUGGCCCUGAUGGGAAAGGCAAUGAACGGUUUGAAUCCCUCUGAGCUUACAAAAAAAGGACCCAUAAUAGUUUGGAAUACAAAGGGAUUUUGAAGUUGUUGGCCACUGGUGCUAUAUAUUGAUUCUUAUGCUUAUGGUGGGAGAUUCACGGGAUUAAUAUCAGAUGAAUACUUAUGGCUGCAUUAGUAUGGAGAAAUGGGGUUGAACAUAUUGUUUAUGUUACUUCCUUGUCUCCUCAGAUUUGGACUAAGCUAAACAAAAUAUAAGCAGUGCAUGCAUCUAAGGAUGUUAUGUAUGGGAACGUGCAUUGUUUUCGCAUGUAACCUAAAUGUUUUUUGCAAGACCUUGUUUCCAUCCAGUGUGGGAGAAAUUUAUCUAGAGGGCUUGAGUUCUGCAUUAUCACCCAAGUCUUAUUGCCAAGCGAAUCAUGUAUUAACGGAGUAAAUCAUAAGGUUUGAUAGCAUAUCAUGUUGGGUUUCAUGUACCAGUGAAUUUUCAUUCGUGAAUAAUAGCUUCCUCAAUGUGGUGAUGAUCUGCAAUGUGAGGUAAAAUUUAUUUAAGAAUAAUGUUCAAAUGUGUUUUUAAUAUUUCAAAAUAUCAUUGUUUUUC
This is a messenger RNA of Lotus japonicus, 3145 nucleotides long. RefSeq lists its product as uncharacterized. The coding region runs from base 389 to 2629 and encodes 746 amino acids. Gene Ontology annotation, biological process: regulation of photomorphogenesis. NCBI's taxonomy places the organism in Eukaryota, Viridiplantae, Streptophyta, Magnoliopsida, Fabales, Fabaceae. The transcript has 4 exons. The record is from RefSeq and is a predicted model, not a curated record.